This is a messenger RNA of Tauraco erythrolophus (red-crested turaco), 1086 nucleotides long. NCBI's taxonomy places the organism in Eukaryota, Metazoa, Chordata, Aves, Musophagiformes, Musophagidae. The record is from RefSeq and is a predicted model, not a curated record.
GUCUUUCUAGCUAUGACAUGGUGCACUAUGGCCACUCGAACCAGCUGCGCCAGGCUCGGGCCAUGGGAGAUUAUCUGAUUGUUGGAGUCCACACAGAUGAGGAGAUUGCCAAGCACAAGGGCCCCCCUGUCUUUACACAGGAGGAGAGGUACAAAAUGGUGCAAGCUAUCAAGUGGGUGGAUGAGAUUGCUCCAGGAGCUCCCUAUGUCACCACACUGGAAACCCUGGACAAAUAUAACUGUGACUUCUGUGUGCACGGUGAUGACAUCACCUUAACAAUAGAUGGCAAAGAUACCUACGAGGAAGUGAAGACAGCGGGGCGAUACAGGGAAUGCAAACGCACCCAAGGUGUGUCCACCACUGACCUGGUUGGCCGCAUGCUGCUCAUGACUAAGGCUCACCACAGCAACAUAGAUGAGGACCUAAACUAUCGGAAGCACACUGACAACUUUGGGAAGGGGCCAAAAGGCCACAGUCCCUGGACUGGUGUCUCACAGUUCCUACAGACGUCUCAGAAGAUCAUCCAGUUUGCAUCAGGGAAGGAACCACAGCCGGAAGAUACUAUCAUCUACGUGGCCGGAGCCUUCGAUCUGUUCCACAUUGGGCAUGUAGAUUUCCUGGAGAAGGUUCACCAGCUGGCAGAGAAACCCUACAUCAUUGCUGGGCUGCACUUUGAUCAGGAAGUGAAUCGCUACAAAGGGAAGAACUAUCCCAUCAUGAACAUCCAUGAGAGAACGCUCAGUGUCUUGGCCUGUAGGUAUGUCUCGGAAGUGGUGAUUGGAGCCCCCUACGCUGUCACUGCUGAUCUGCUGGAUCACUUCAGGGUAGCUCUUGUGUGUCAUGGGAUGACUGAGGUGGUGCCAGACAAGGAUGGUUCAGAUCCGUAUGAGGAACCGAAGAGACGCGGCAUUUUCCAGCUGGUGGACAGUGGCAGCAAUCUCACCACGGAUUUAAUUGUGCAAAGAAUCAUCAAGAACAGGCUGGAGUUUGAAGCUAGGAACCAGAAGAAGGAGGCCAAAGAGCUGGCUGUGCUGGAGGCCAUGAAGAGACUGGAAGAGGAGAAGCACUAGGGCAGCGGAGCUGAUG